UCCUGCUGGGCAGGAAUUCUAGGUGAGCCCGCCCCUGGAGUCUGUGAGAUCCCGGCACUAGGAAACCCGGACACCUCCCAUCCUCUUCUCGCAAUCCCGCUCUUCUCCCAGACCCCCACCAUGGGACGCCCCCCACUGGCUGCAGUCUUGGCAUGGAUAUUUCUGCUGCUGCUGGGAGCCUGGGCAGGGUGCUCACGGGCACAGGAGCCCAAGGUGCUGCAGGGCCACGAAUGUGAGCCCCACUCGCAGCCCUGGCAGGUGGGCCUGUUCCAGAGCACCCAGCUGCUGUGUGGGGGAGUCCUCAUCGAUGACUACUGGGUCAUCACAGCCGCCCACUGUAAAAAACCGAAGUACACAGUUCGCCUGGGAGAACACAGCCUUCAGAGUGAGGACUCGCAGGAGCAGGAAGUGGCCGUGGCUCGGUCCAUCCCCCACCCCUGCUACAACAGCAGCAGCGAGAACCACAGCCAUGACCUGAUGCUCAUCCGACUACGGAGACGGCCGAACCUGGGGUCUAAAGUGAAGCCCAUCGAACUGGCAGACCAAUGUCCCCAGGCUGGCCAGAAUUGCACCAUCUCAGGCUGGGGCACAAUCACCAGCCCUCGAGAGAGUUUUCCUGACACCCUCAUCUGCGCAGAAAUAAAAAUCUUUCCCCAGAAGCGGUGUGAGGACGCCUACCCCGGGAAGGUCACAGAUGGUAUGGUCUGUGCGGGCCACAGUAACGGAGCUGACACGUGCCAGGGCGAUUCUGGGGGCCCCCUGGUGUGUAAUGGUGUUCUGCAAGGCAUUACAUCUUGGGGUUCUGACCCCUGUGGGCAGCCUGAGAGACCUGGCGUCUAUACCAACCUCUGCCGAUACCGGGACUGGAUCAGGAAGACCAUAGGCAAGACGGGUUGA
Molecule: messenger RNA, 897 nt
Organism: Echinops telfairi (small Madagascar hedgehog)
Lineage: Eukaryota; Metazoa; Chordata; Mammalia; Afrosoricida; Tenrecidae
Product: kallikrein-8
Exons: 6
Coding region: 121-897 (258 amino acids)
Biological process (GO): neuron projection morphogenesis; memory; proteolysis
Molecular function (GO): serine-type endopeptidase activity
Source: RefSeq, a predicted model, not a curated record